Diachasma alloeum is the source of this 975-nucleotide messenger RNA. RefSeq lists its product as uncharacterized. The transcript has a single exon. NCBI's taxonomy places the organism in Eukaryota, Metazoa, Arthropoda, Insecta, Hymenoptera, Braconidae. Bases 1 to 975 code for a protein of 324 amino acids. The record is from RefSeq and is a predicted model, not a curated record.
AUGAUUCCAGAGGAGCGAGCAGGUUUCCGUAGGCGGAGAUGUGCAAUGGACAAUCCAUUCACCCUUCAGACAGCUCUCCAAGCACGCCUGCGGCUAACUGGUGGUAAAGUCUGCGCCCUCUUUGUGGACUUUAGAAGGGCGUUCGACUCUUUGCGGCAUCGUCUGCUCUGGUCCAAACUUGCCCAUCUCGGAGUAAACUUCAAGAAAAUUCGCAACAUCAAGCGUCUCUAUGACCGGGCCUCAAUUCAAAUCAGGACAUCUGAGGGCCUCCCAGAUCUGGUGAACGUUAGUGAAUGUAUUCUGCAGCGGAAAAAGCUAAGCCGGCUCUUCUUCAACCUCUUUCUCUCGGACAUAGUGUCGUUCUUCAAUAUCAAUGGUGAUGUGGAAGUUGACGUUGACGCGAGGACCCAGGUUCCAAUGUUGCUUUACGCUGACGACCUGGUUAUUUUUGCCAACAGCCCGGUGGACUUGAGGAGGAAAUUGGGUGUUUUAGAGAGUUAUUGCGAGGAGAACAGCCUGACUAUAAACAUCGGCAAGACGAAAAUUAUGGGCUUCAGGAGAGGCGGUCCAUUACCCAAGGCCAGCCAUGCCUUCGCCUUCAACGGCUCUCCUGUGGACAUUGUGAGGUCAUAUGUAUAUCUUGGAGUCACCUUCUCUUCCUCGUCCAUGGGCUCCUGGGCCGCUAAGGCAGCCGCAGGAAAAGCUAAGGCAGCAACUGCUUCUGCUCUGGAUAUUCUGUUCAGAAUUCAGGCGCACACCUGGGAUGGCAUAAGUAAGCUAUAUGAUAGCCUCGUUGCCUCUACGCUGCUGUACACUAGCUGGAUCUGGGGCCUUCGUGCUGGUGAGCUCAGGACUCUCGAAAAUGCUCAACUCUUCUUCCUAAAGAAACUCCCUCGGAAUGCACCUGGGUAUCUGGUGAGGCUUGAAACCGGCGUUGACAAUAUCCGCUGCAAGGUACUAAGGCAGGCCCUAUGA